ACGAGAGAAGACGGGCCAGCCUCCCAAAGCUCCCAAGGCCGAUCCAAAAGCUCAGUCCGAAAAGAUAGUACCCGACAUGGCACCAUCCACACAAGGAAAGUCGAGGGAAACGGGUAUAUCAAAGCCCUCGGCAGCUGCCACCAAGAAAUUCGGGGCGAAUGAGUCUUUUAAAAGACGUCCAGACGAAAAAGGACAUGGGAAGAGCCAGCAGAAAGGGCGCCAAGUCAACAAUGGUCACAAGGGAAGGCCGCCAACGGCACCGGUUGGUAAAGCGGGCAGCCGUAGCGCAGCCAGGUCACGAAAUGUUCUCCUCCGUGAGAUAUUAUCUAUGGGAGGAAAUGAGGGCGAUUUGGAUCUUAUCCACGACGCACUGAGUGGAUCGGAGGCUGAAGACGAGGGCGCUCCAUCGUCAUCGAAAGCAAAUCCUGCCGCAUUGGAGAAAGAAAAGCUGGAUGUUGAUGAGAUUGCGCUCUUGGCGGACUUACAGGCUUUCAUGAAGGUGGAUUUGAAGCUUGAUCCAAAGCGGAGUAAAAUCAUCGAAGUCGAGGAUGACGAGGAGGCCGAUGAGGAAGGGAAGGAGGAUGUAAAAGACUCUGACAGAGAUGAAGGGGAGGACGAGGAGGAGGCCGAAGACGAGGACGAUGAUGAUACGCUGGACAAAUCUAGCACCGCAGCCAAUGGGGCUGCCUUUGGUGUGCAGGAGAGCGAUAGCCUGGAGGAGGAGGACACAAUCGCUGCCACAAAGUAUGGCAAAGAAGACGCCAGUCAGGUCCGCGAUAUGGUAUCGCAACUACUCAAGGGUCAGACGAUAGACGAUAAACUGAGCCGGAAGCUGGCCUUUGAUCCUGUAAGCAAAUGGUUUACCGUGGCUUUACCUCCCAUCGAAGCCACGUCGCCAGCAAAAGCUGCAACGGUCGACGAAACAUUCAUCCUCGCUCAGUACCAUCGCGCCGAAGUAUUAUAUCAGCAAGAAGUAGAGAAAUUCGAGAAAUCCAAGUCGAUGUCGUCCGCUGACAAAGAGUUCAUCGGGACCGUGUUGAAAUCCGGAACAGUGACGGACAAAGUUUCUGCUUUGACGCUUUUGGUGCAGGAAUCACCUCUUCAUACCCUCGGACAUUUGCGUGAUCAGCUCGUGAAUGGCAUGGCGAGAAAGAAAGCGAGGAGGGAGGCUGUCAUGGCCAUCGACAGUGUGAAGGACUUGCUUCUGGGUAGCGUUCUACCGGAUCGGAAGCUCAAAUAUUUCCGAGAUCAGCCUUUAGACUCAAAGUCGGUGAAGCCUGUGCAUUUGAUUGCAUGGUAUUUUGAGGAUGGCUUGAAGAAGAUAUACUUCGAUUUCAUCAAGUUACUGGAAGAGCUGGGACGAGACCCAUUAUUACACGUCAAGAACAAGAUGAUUCAGUACAUCUUCGAUCUUCUGGCAGCGAAACCCGAGCAAGAGCAGAAUCUGCUGUCUCUCCUAGUCAACAAGCUCGGCGAUCAGGAGCGCAAGCUCGCCUCCAAGUCCGGGCAUUUGCUCUCCAAGCUUUUGCUCCAGCAUCCCGUCAUGAAGCUUGUCGUCAUAAAGGAAGUCGAGCGUCUUCUUUUCCGUUCAAACAUCAGUGAUAGAGCUCGGUAUUACGCUAUCACCUUCUUGAACCAAAUUGUAUUCAGUCAUAAGGAACAGGAUGUUGCCGCUGCUAACCGACUUAUCGACGUAUACUUUGCGGUUUUCGACAGUCUCGGCAAAAGGAAAGCGGAAUCUGACGCCGAGAAGGAGGCAAAGACAAAGAAGAAAGAUAGGUGGCGCGACGGCAAGAAAGGGAAGGGGAAUGCUGGCAAAGGCCAGAAGGGUCAGGCACGGAAGACCGGGAAGGACCAACCUCAGGAGGCAGUCGAGAGUACAGCGCCCGUAGGGGAGGUGGAUGGCAUCGACGCAAAAAUGAUGGCCGCUCUUUUGACCGGAAUCAAUCGAGCCUUCCCAUUUGCCGAGAUCCAAGACGAUGUCUUCGACUCGCACAUGGCCACUCUCUUCCGGAUCACUCACAUUGGCACAUUCAACACAUCCAUUCAAUCCCUUUCCCUCAUUUUCCAAGUUCAAUCUGGACGACAGUCCCUUUCCGACCGGUUUUACCGCACAUUAUACGGUACCCUGCUGGACCCGCGCUUGUACAUCGCUUCGAAGCAGGCCAUGUACCUCAAUCUAGUCUUCAAAGCUUUGAAGGCUGACACCUCCGAACACCGUGUCAAGGCAUUUGUGAAGCGCAUGAUUCAAAUAUGCGCGAUUGCAAACGUCCCUUUCGUUUGCGCUACACUCUUUUUGAUUGGCGAGGUUGGGAAAGCGAGACCUGGAUUGUGGACAAUGAUAAACAUGCCGGAGGAGGACGCGGAGGGCGACGUUGAGAAAUUCGUUGAUGCGGACGAGCCUGAGUUCACCACUCUCUCUGAGAAGGAAGCUGAGGUUCCGAGCGCGCAGGAGCGUACGGCCAUGGACUCGCGGAAACAGGUGACGCCAUACGACGGUCGUAAACGUGAUCCCUUGUUUGCCGGGGCGGAAUCGUCUUGCCUCUGGGAGCUUUGCCAGUUCGCCACCCAUUUUCAUCCGACUGUCGCUCUCUACGCGUCUACGCUUCUCUCUGGUCAACCAAUCGUACCUCCAGCGAAUACGAAGAAUUACGACCCACUCCAGAACCACACUCUGCAGCGGUUCCUAGACCGCUUCGUUUUCAAAAACCCAAAAAAGGUUGAGUCUGCAUAUAAGGGAUCUAGUCUUAUGCAGCCUCGUGUAGCUGGUUUGAAUGACGGUCCUAAGGACGAAGAUCGGAUCAUCAGUGCUGCCAGGAAGCGUGGGGUCCUCGUGCAGAACGACGACGUUGGAACGGUUGCAUUGGAUGACGGACCUGUGCAUUUACGAGCAAAAGCUUGGGUGCAAAGCAAUGGAGAAGGGGUACCCGUUGACGAGGCCUUCUUUUACGAGUUCUUCAAGCAGAAGCAAGUCGUCACGGGCUCAAAUAAAGACAAGAAAAGCAAAAAGAUUCCAGAUGAGCUUCUGGACGCUUCAGACGCCUUUGGCGAUAGGGAGGUCGACGACGAAGAGGAUGAUGAAGGGGAAGAUGGCGAAGAACUUGACGAGGAUGAAGUUUGGAAGGCUAUGCAAAAGUCCGUCGGCUUCAGCGAAGAGAUGGAGGGAUCCGAACUCGAUGAUGACGAAGACAGCGGCGAUGAGGAUGAUUUUGAGAUGUUUGACGAUGCCACCGGCGACGCCUCAACAGACGACGAUGACGAAAAUGAAGAUGUAAACAUCGAAGACGUCUUCCGCAAAAUGGACGGGUUGGGCGCCGGUGACGAGGAUGACGGGGGAGACAUGGCUGAUUGGGCGGCGGCCAGCAAUGAUGAAGCAAGCGGUGACGAUUGGCAGACGGAAACCGACCAGAACUCAGAAGACGACGGCGCUGACGUGGCAACUCCUGCAGAUGUGACGGAUGACGAAGCCGAGAACAGCGAUGUUGAGAUGGAGGUUGACGGACCAAUGUUUGAGAACUUCUCGGAGUGGGUGACAGGCGACGAAGAUCAAGACAUCUCCGCCUCCGAAGAUGAAGGCCAAUCGGCCAAGUCGAAGGACAAGGCCAAAAAGAAAAAGCCGUCUAAGCUUGCCGUGAAGGCGGAAGCUCUAGGCUACAAGGGCGACUUCUUCGGCUCGAAAGGGAAGUCGGGGCUGGGCAGUGGGUUGGGAGCGUUUGCGAGUGCGGAAGAGUUCGAGAAGUUGCUGGAAGCCAAUGAUGGGCUUGAUGAAGAUGAUGUCGGAGGGGAGGAUGAUGCGGGGUCGCGGCCAAGACGGGGCAAGAUGGGCGGCGGUAACAAGAGGAAGAGAAGUCAGAGUCAGGGGCCAAAAGCAUCGCAUGCACCUGGGAAAAAGUCUAGGAAGCGCUAGAAGGACGUAGAUUUUUUUGCGUAGUAACUAUUUAUUUGCACCCACUUUCAUUCCAUCAUGCACUGUACAUAGUACGUUAUCAGUUAUCAUUGUCUUCGAAUCAUGGCACUGAAUUCAUGGCGCUAUCGUCUAUCCAGUCCCGCAGGAG
This is a messenger RNA of Fimicolochytrium jonesii, 4055 nucleotides long. RefSeq names its product CBF/Mak21 family-domain-containing protein. Gene Ontology annotation, cellular component: nucleus. Lineage: Eukaryota; Fungi; Chytridiomycota; Chytridiomycetes; Spizellomycetales; Powellomycetaceae. The record is from RefSeq and is a predicted model, not a curated record. The transcript has 3 exons. Bases 77 to 3907 code for a protein of 1276 amino acids.